UCAACACUGACAGUGUGAAUUAGUUUUUCGUUGGGUUGAGCCUGUUUUUGCUGCAGACAUGGCCUGCAUCGAUGUAUUGAGAACCAGGUUUCACUUUUAUGACAAAAUGUAUAGUCAUGAUUUACGUGAACAAAGCUUUGCUGACUGGCCAUUUAGAGAGGAAUGUAACUGCACACCUGAGAAGAUGGCCAGAGCCGGGUUUGUCCACUGCCCCAGUGAGAACGAGCCUGAUGUUGCGUGCUGCUUCUUCUGUCUGAUUGAGCUUGAGGGUUGGGAGCCGGAUGAUGACCCCUGGACUGAACACGUAAAACGCUCCCCUAACUGUGGAUUCUUAACCAUGAAGAAAGACUUCACCGAGCUAACUGUGGCUGAAUUCUAUCACAUGGAGAGGGAGAGGCUAAAGGUCUACCUCAGAAAGGUUUGUCAUAAGAAGAUGGCAUAUCUGCGGGAUGACAUAGACCACACGCUCGAGAGCCUCAGAUCUCGGUUGGACACCAUAUGACUGAAACUUUAAUUAUAUUGCUACAAGCAUCUUCAAGGCGUCACAACAGCCUGUAGACUUGACUCAUCAGGUUGAUGUAAUGGCAGUUUAAAAUAAUCAAUAAAGUUGUGAGGAACAUUA
This is a messenger RNA of Seriola aureovittata, 622 nucleotides long. It is a transcript of the gene birc5b, whose product is annotated as baculoviral IAP repeat containing 5b. Lineage: Eukaryota; Metazoa; Chordata; Actinopteri; Carangiformes; Carangidae. The transcript has 4 exons. The record is from RefSeq and is a predicted model, not a curated record. Bases 59 to 502 code for a protein of 147 amino acids.